Messenger RNA from Bombyx mori (domestic silkworm), 714 nucleotides. RefSeq names its product cuticular protein RR-1 motif 45 (gene CPR45). Gene Ontology annotation, cellular component: chitin-based extracellular matrix. NCBI's taxonomy places the organism in Eukaryota, Metazoa, Arthropoda, Insecta, Lepidoptera, Bombycidae. Gene Ontology annotation, molecular function: structural constituent of chitin-based larval cuticle. The record is from RefSeq and is marked provisional.
CUGCAGUUGAAUCAACAUGAAGUACAUCAUUAUUGUAGCUACCCUGGUGUCCGUGGGCUUAGCUGAUGUAAGCAGCUUCCAGCAGUUUCAACAUCAACCGAAUUAUCUACAACAAGUUCAGCCAAUCAAUUCAUUAUAUGCAAAACAACAACAACUACAGCCAACCUACCAACAACAAACAGUGCAUAAUACCGAACCUAUUCCCAUAGUUAAUCAGGAACAGGUCAUCAACCCCGAUGGAUCAUAUAAGUGGAGUUACGAGACAGGAAACGGAAUUUCAGCUGAAGAGCAGGGCUACAUAAAAAACCAGGGAAUACCUGAACAAGAGGCGCAGACGGCACAGGGCCAAUAUCAAUAUACUGCGCCUGACGGUCAAGUUAUACACGUCCAAUAUCUGGCGGAUGAAAAUGGGUUCCAGCCACAAGGUGCCCACUUGCCAACAGCACCGCCGGUCCCAGCCGAGAUACAAAAAGCUCUAGACUUCUUGGCCACGCUACCACCUCCGGCACAUGACACUAGAGAAUACAUCAGACAUCCUUGAUGAAAUACGGAUUGUACCUAAACAAUUUAAAAUAUGGCAUAUUUAAAAAUGACGAGAAAAAAAAAAGAUUUUACUUUUAUUAUAUUAUUAUAUUUCUUAUGACAUGUUUUUUUUUAAUGUUAGUUGAGUGAGUGUACAUUUUAAUAUUGAAUAUAAGUUUUUUUACUAUUAAA